Messenger RNA from Psilocybe cubensis, 801 nucleotides. RefSeq lists its product as uncharacterized. Gene Ontology annotation, cellular component: ribosome; mitochondrial large ribosomal subunit. The record is from RefSeq and is a predicted model, not a curated record. The transcript has 5 exons. Bases 1 to 801 code for a protein of 266 amino acids. Gene Ontology annotation, molecular function: structural constituent of ribosome. Gene Ontology annotation, biological process: translation; ribosome assembly. NCBI's taxonomy places the organism in Eukaryota, Fungi, Basidiomycota, Agaricomycetes, Agaricales, Agrocybaceae.
AUGUCCAUUCAACUUGGCGGACACCCGAUGCAGGUUUUCCAAAGCAGUGGCGCACGCCUGCUCAGGCGUUCGCUGUUAACAACCACCACUUCGUUCGCGCCUGCGUGUAGCAGAAGCGCAAGCUUCUUUCGCCCCCUAGAAUGGGUGAAAGAGAAACUGGGACCCGGUGUCAAGGAGGCACAGACUACUGAACAAGUCCAAGUUGCGAAAGAAUUGGCCAAGCAAGAAGGAACGGCCAACUUAUUUGAUGAUAUCGCCGAAGCAAAAAUCAAACCGGUCUCUCGAGGGAAAGAAGGCGGUAGUGAAGAUGUCGUCCGAAAGUCCAAAGGUAUCAGCAAACCGAAGCCCAAUUUCCACAAAUACUCGACAGCUAACUUCAAAAUAUCGCAUCGCAAAUUAAAUAUGCUCGGGAAGCAGAUAUCAGGAAAACCAAUAGAUUAUGCCAUCCUGCAGAUGCAGUUCAGCGAAAAGCGUGCCAGCACGCGCAUCAUGAACAUGCUCGCUACUGCUAGAGACCAUGCCACUCGAUAUAAGAAAUUAUCAGAGGGAAAGCUUGUUGUCGCCGAAGCAUGGGUAACUAAAGGUCCUCGUCUUCCUGCUAGAAUGGAAGCUAGAGGAAGAGGUCACUACGGCACUCGAACACACCCGAACUCAAAACUCAGUGUUGUUUUGAAGGAAGGCAAGACGAUAGAGCAGGAAAAGGCUGCUGCGAGGAAAAGGAAGCUGAAGAAAAUUGUGUCUGCUGCUCUUGUCCGUGAAGAUAAACCAAUUCGGAACCCUUCGCCAACAUGGGGCUGGUAA